CUGUGACGUCACACCGCAAAGCAUGCUGGGAGAGGAAAACUCCAGGAACCUGAGGGAAAGAGGAAGUUCUGCUGGAAACGUCCUGUAAAGAGGCUCUGAUGUCCGGACAGCGGGAGGGAGAGCCCCGGCAUGAGGAGCAGGUUCCUGUGAUAUAGGAUUGUCCGAUGACAUCAUCAGUACCAGAUAAUGGAUGGAGACAGGGAUAAGAUGGCGGAGAGGAUAUUAAAUCUUACCCUAGAGAUACUCUUCCUGCUUACUGGAGAGGAUUACUCCACGGUGAAGAAGACGUCUAGUAAUCUGAUACAUGAGAAGAACAAUGAGAAGAUCCUAGAAGUCGUCCACAAGAUGAUGGAGCUGCUGACUGGAGAGGUUCCUAUAAGGUGUCAGGAUGUCGCUGUCUAUUUCUCCAUGAAGGAGUGGGAGUAUUUAGAAGGACACAAGGGUCUGUACAAGGAGGUCAAGAUGGAGGAGGACCAGCCCCUCACAUCUCCAGAGAGAUCCAGUCAGAGGACAACACCAGAGAGAUGUCCGCGUCCUCUCCUUCCACAGGACGGUCAGGAUUACUCCACGGUGAAGAAGACGUCUAGUAAUCUGAUACAUGAGAAGAACAAUGAGAAGAUCCUAGAAGUCGUCCACAAGAUGAUGGAGCUGCUGACUGGAGAGGUUCCUAUAAGGUGUCAGGAUGUCGCUGUCUAUUUCUCCAUGGAGGAGUGGGAGUAUUUAGAAGGACACAAUGGUCUACACAAGGAGGUCAAGAUGGAGGAGGACCAGCCCCUCACAUCUCCAGAGAGAUCCAGUCAGAGGACAACACCAGAGAGAUGUCCGCGUCCUCUCCUUCCACAGGACGGUCAGAGUCCCAGUACCUGCGGAGGCGGUCGUGGAGUGAUGAAGCCGGCAACCAGCGGUGGGGAUCAGAUUUUAUAUCAGGAUGAAGAUCUGCGCAAUAUUAAUGCUACAGAGACAGAUGUGAGGGGCGAUGAGGAAUACAAGGAGGAGAUCCCUACAGAGACAGAUGUGAGGGGCGAUGAUCAAUACAAGGAGGACAUUCCUACAGAGACAGAUGUGAGGGGCGAUGAUCAAUACAAGGAGGAGAUCCCUACAGAGACAGAUGUGAGGGGUGAUGACCAGUGUGAGGAGGACAGUCCUACAGAUAAGAGCCCAGGUUGUCUCAGUAUUUCACAGAGAACAGGAGAUAAUUCUCCCUUCAUUUUGUACCGCCCCCAAAAACACACAGGAAGAGCGGUUCCACUGUCUAGAUGUGAGAAGAGCAGUCCUCGCCUACAUCAAGCGGACGAAACCUUGGAGAAAGUCAGCAAACCUCUUCAUCCAAUUCGGUGGCAGGAACAGAGGGUGCAAAGCCUCUAAGACCUCUUUAGCCCACUGGAUCAAGGAGACCAUCAAGGAAUGUUACAGACUGCAGAAUUUAUCUUGUCCCAUAACCUUGAGGGCUCAUUCUACCAGAGCCAUGGCUACAACCUGGGCAGAGAAAGCCGGAGCUUCCAUUGAUCAGAUCUGCAAGGCAGCACCCUGGUCUUCCUCCACUACCUUUUGUCAGACACUACAGACUGGACUCAAUGGCCAAUCAGGACUUAGCUUUUGGCCGUAAGGUCCUUCAGGCA
Messenger RNA from Bufo bufo (common toad), 1619 nucleotides. RefSeq names its product gastrula zinc finger protein XlCGF66.1-like. The record is from RefSeq and is a predicted model, not a curated record. Lineage: Eukaryota; Metazoa; Chordata; Amphibia; Anura; Bufonidae. The coding region runs from base 187 to 1365 and encodes 392 amino acids. Gene Ontology annotation, biological process: regulation of DNA-templated transcription. The transcript is spliced from 11 exons.